Messenger RNA from Exophiala dermatitidis NIH/UT8656, 3192 nucleotides. RefSeq lists its product as uncharacterized. Gene Ontology annotation, biological process: protein stabilization; telomere maintenance via telomerase. The transcript is spliced from 4 exons. NCBI's taxonomy places the organism in Eukaryota, Fungi, Ascomycota, Eurotiomycetes, Chaetothyriales, Herpotrichiellaceae. Gene Ontology annotation, cellular component: cytosol. Bases 1 to 3192 code for a protein of 1063 amino acids. The record is from RefSeq and is a predicted model, not a curated record. Gene Ontology annotation, molecular function: telomeric repeat DNA binding; Hsp90 protein binding.
AUGGAAGAACUCAUCAUCCCCUUGAACGCCACUCCUAAGGUCCAAAGCAGCAUCCGCAAGUUUGAGAACCUCUCCCUUGCCGAAUCUUCGUCAUCAAGGCCGACGGAUAGAAAACCCAAAGUGUCCGUGAUCGAUGAGGACUCCUCCAGUGAAGCCCAAAGCGAGCCCUUCACUCUCCGACCGUCGGUAGAUUCCUCUCAGAGCUCGAUUUCAGCGCAGUCAAAUAUCAGAAAGCAUAAACGCCAUGACUCAACUGCAUUCAUCCAGAAGUCCUAUCUAGACAGGAGCACUUCGGAAUCCCUCCCCAACGAUGCACGUGAAAUUCUGAAAAGUCAGCCUGAUCGAGAAGACCUCGCAGCAGUCCUGCAAUACCUCCAGUAUGGUAUUGAUGGCAGGCACGACUUCAAUGUGCGCCUUCCUGGUCCGAAAGCCUCACAGAUCGUCAAUGUUUUAGUUACGGUUACCGUCCCAGACCAGUGGCCGCACCUGCGCCGCUCCGACCUGGGACGGGCCGAUACUCAGCUCAGAAACUCCCUGUUAUCGUGUUUGACCAGUGUUGCCGGCGUGGGUGGCCUGCUCAUGCAAAUCAGACGGCUCUUUUCAACCACUCCAAACCAUAAGAGUCCUAUGCUCGAAAAUCUCAUCUCCGUGCUCUCAUGUCUCCUUUCGGGAAACAGCGUACUGCGGGGUUUUCUGUAUGACACGAUAAAGUUGUUCAAAACCGAAACUCAGCGCCGGGUGUUCUGGCAAGAGGUAACCUCUCUUCUAGCCGGCAGCAAAGUGCUUACCACGAUGGCACAUGUGCUUACCACUCUUCUCAAAACUGGGGACCAAUAUGAGGGAUAUGCCUGGCUUGGGGAUGGGCGGCAGUAUUCUCAGUGGCUUGCCCGAAAUAUUUCAGCUGCUGCCAUCGACCUACAUGGGUCUCCCAACAGAGACGCUCAAGAGAUGAGCAUGCUCUGCCAAGUACUCAAACGCGGCCUCAGUCUUGGUUAUCGCGAUGCUCUCGUGAUCGAGCUUUAUACCUCACUUCUCCUUGGAAAGCGAGCACUCUGGACGACCCUGCACAACUUGUUGCAGCCCCUGCCGGCAUCUGUUCAGAUGGGCCUUUUCGAUUCCAUCCUCCGUGAUUUGGCGCGGAGAUUCCUGCCAGACAGCAUUGGACCUCUGACAGCCCGGGACCUGCACAUCAACUCUUCUACAAUCGCUGGGGUAGCAGCCAUGAUCAGGGGUCUAGUGCAGGCCAAUAGUGUUCUGGAAGCACAUGUCACUCACUGGCUGACCAGCACUAAUGGAGAGUAUGCCGACCUUGGACUUGACAUUAGAAGAGCGGUGAUUGCAAAUCUAGCCACAAAUCAAGACACGCUGCGAGAAAUUCUGGAGAAAAGCUUGGAGCGUUUUGGCAGUAAGCUUCAUGUUCAGCAUGAUCCGAUUGUGCAGCAAGAGUCCAUCGCCCAGACGAUACUACUCAUUAUUGGCUAUAUCGACCGGUUGAAUCACCAGGCAGUUAAACAAGUCUCUGGCUCGGGCACAUUCAUACGUAUGGUAUCCACCCGCCUUUCCGCGUCGGUACCCCGUGCUCGGUUCUUGGGUAUGAUAGUGGCUGUGGCAGUUUCUAAGUUGGUGGACAAGCCUCAGAACGUCAUGAACUUUGGAGUGGAGGAAUUAGAAGGAGAAGAAGCGCAGCGAUUGCUGGGUCUUGUCCACAUUCAGGACAGAAUUGGGACAUUGGACGAUUUACCGAAGACCGAACCCCAACGGGAAAAGAUUCAUCAUAUCAUCAAGAGGACCAAUCCCACCCAUCCAAAACGAGUACCAGUUUCCGCUCAGCCUCAUAGUUCGAAGAUCAUUGCUAUUGAGGAAGUGUCGGAAUCUGAAGAUGCGACCUCGGAUGAAGAAGAAGCCGGUCUUCGACCCUAUGCAGCCCCAGACAGCGAUCCCUCAGACUCGGAGGAAGAUCCGACUCUCAUCAACCGUAACAAGCCCGCUGCUCCAGUCUAUAUCACGUCGCUGAUAAAGCAGCUCAAUGUCACCGACGAUCCAUCUACGGUGGAGCUAGCUCUGAAAACUGCUCCAGCGCUGAUCCGCCGAAAAGCUGAUUUCGGCGAUGAAGUAUCUUCCAAUCUUCUGCAGCUUGCCUCAACUCUUCUCAACCUCCAGGAAGGCAUGUCGAAGCAAGAAAUGUACCAAUUGAGGCUUGAAUCUCUGAUAGCUUGUUUGAUUGCCAAACCUGCCGUGAUGGGCCCGUGGCUCGCAGGGAUGUACUUCGAAGGAGACUUGGCAAUUUCCCAGCGCGCGUCACUGUUAACGGCAAUUGGUCUCGGCGCCAGAGAGCUCGCAGGGUUCGACGACGAUAACGAGCAACAGCAGUCACUUCAAAAGCCGGAAGACGCAUCGUUCCCUUCUAAAAGGCUUCCCUCGCAUCUUGAAGGGACCUAUGCCAAAUCAUCAAUAGAUGAGCUGUCAAACACUUUGUCCUAUCGCACCCUGCAACCGAUGGCCCUCGAAGCAGCGGACAAGCUUACAGGACCUAACGUCUUGAAAGUCCGGACCUUUUCAUCGCGCAUGGCUGUUGCAGCAAAACAAGCAGCCAAAGCCGAAGCUCGCUCGAAACGCAUCCCAAAAGACCUUCACAAACUGCUGUGCGAGGGCAUGUGCCUACCUCUCUGCUCGCGGAUGACAUUGCUGCUCUCUUCACUUUCCACUACACCGUAUCUCUCCAAUUCGGCGCUGUUGCAGCCCUCUCUGCUUAAGCUAGCGCUGCAGACUCUGAUCGUCCUGGUCUCGACAAUAGGCCCCAACGCACUUCAAUUGCCAACACUGACGCACGAGUCUCUGCUACUCCUGACAGAGCUUCACACCAUUCCGUCAUUAGCGCAUGACCCGAUUAUCUUGCCGCCAGCACUUCACCUACUGCUCACACUCUUGGACUUGAACGUCGAAGCCGGCCCCACAGCCGAAGAGCGCCUCGUAACCGAUUCUGGGUCAAUGGUGGCCGAGCUUGUUUCCUGGGCUUCGGGGCUGGGGAACCGUGAAUCGAUCACAGAAGUCGAUGCUGAUCCCGGGCUUGGGAUGGCUAUGCCCUGGCCAGUGCUGGUGGCAGGGAUACAAGUCAAAUGGCAGGAGAUAGGAAGGAAGUUUCAAGGGCACAUGCUGGGUUUGAUGGCCAGUACUGACUUUGACACUUUCUAG